AUUGCUACCUCUUACCAUUGGUAAUAUUCGGCUCUUCAUGUUGAGACUUUUGUUUUAGAUACUGCUGAGCGCAUUUGUGAUUUUAUUUCUUUCUCGUUCGUGUACCUCGGCUAUAUCCCAUUACUUUCGUCCGGCAUCAUGAACAUUGACGACGAUGCCCCUCCGGAGCUGGUUGACGUUAGUGGUGGGAUUCAGAACUCUGGGGAGGGCGUCAGUGUAAAAGUACCCAUAACCAUUGUGACAGGAUAUCUCGGCGCUGGCAAGACGACGCUAUUGAAUUACAUACUUACAGCCCAGCAUGGCAAAAAGAUUGCCGUCAUCAUGAAUGAAUUUGGAGAUUCUGUGGACAUUGAAAAGUCUCUCACAGUGAGCCAGGGCGACAAUAGAGUAGAAGAGUGGCUUGAAGUUGGAAACGGCUGCCUAUGUUGCUCUGUCAAGGAUACCGGUGUAAAUGCCAUCGAAUCUCUGAUGGAAAAGAAGGGAGCUUUCGACUACAUUUUACUUGAAACAACCGGACUGGCAGACCCCGGCAAUAUUGCACCUCUUUUCUGGGUUGAUGAUGGCCUUGGCAGCACAAUAUACCUCGAUGGAGUGGUGACUCUGGUGGACGCAAAGAAUAUCCUAUACAGCCUUGACGACACGAAGGGAAAAAUCGAGGAUCAUAACGAACAUGACCAUCACGGCCCUUUGAUGACAACAGCUCAUGUGCAGAUUUCGCACGCCGAUGUUAUUGUUUUAAACAAGGCGGAUUUAGUCAGCGAAGACGAUCUGAGAAGAGUCAGAGAGCGGAUCGAGUCCAUCAACGGAGCUGCGAGAAUACAUGUGACGCAGAGAAGCGAAGUGCCCGAAUUAGAGGGAUUCUUGCUAGAUCUUCAUGCAUAUGACCAGUUCAAUGUGGAAGAAGCUAAGAACAAAGGCCACAGUCAUCUAGAUCCGACGAUAUCGACUGUUUCCAUACCAGUGCCAGCUCUGCGCCCCGAGCAGCUGCAAGAUGUCGACCGAUGGCUACGAGCAAUUCUCUGGGACCAUAAGCUUUCAGGUACAGAAAACAAUGUCGAGUUUGAGAUUCACCGGUCCAAGGGCCGUCUUGUGUUUAACAAUGGCGAGGUGAAGUUGCUACAAGGUGUUAGAGAAAUAUUCGAGAUCAUGGAUGCUCCGAAUGGCGCCGAAAUUACUGCAACAGAGGCGAACAACGCCUCAGGCUGGGCGUUCAAUGCAGCUGUUCCCAUGGGAGGCGGCGCCUUUCAGAAUCAGGCCCGCCAGCUGGGAGGAAACGUCAGUUUUGCGCAGAGCUUGAGCGGGUCACAACCUGCUACGCCACUCGAUUUGUCGGAAUUCCCAUCGCUUUCCAAUAACUCUCAACUCCCCAGUACAAUCCAAGGGUCGAUGUGGUCUACGGCGGGCUCGAGAAACAUCAGCGGGCCGAUUCAGCGAAAUCAGCCGACACAAGGAUCCUCUCAGCAAGGUGGACAGGAUGAUCUCUUCGGUCCUCCAUCCUCGCGGAUGCAGCCAAAUCAGGGGCCAUUUCGUUUUGGAGCACAGCCUUCUUCCCAGGUUCAACCAAACAGCGUCGAUGACUUUCCUCCGUUAAAUCGGACAUCCAAUGGCGAAAUUGGGUCAGAGCGCGGCGGCAACGUCAUGUCUUCUAUUGGAUUCGGACCACAAAACCCUAGCUCGUCAGGCCCAAUGCAGAGCGGUGGGGGGAAUGGCUUGCUGAAUGCUCUAACAGCAACAAGCCGGGCAAGUGACGUACGAUCACCGCCCGCCAUCGGCACACCAAACGGUCCUGGCCGACAGCAGCCGCAACAGCAACAUGAUGGUAAACAGAAGUUUCGAGAAGACGGCUCAGGCAAGGCGUCAGAAGUAGCUUCGCCAACUGCUGAAGGACGAGGAUCUCUUGGUGUGAUUGGCAGCGAAGGUCCGAAUGGAAGAUUGGCCGAACGCAAGGAUAGCCAAGCAGCAGAUGUUGUAGAUCCCUUGGCAGGAAUGGCGGCGGUUGACAAAUGGGGGAUCAAAGGUUUACGAACACUAAUGAACAACUACCCCGACUAUCACGCCAUGAUCAUAGGGAUGGACCCCAGCUCGAUUGGUCUUGAUCUAUCUUCCCCAGACUUGAUUUCAACCCAAAUGUACUCAGUAUUGGAUGAUACUCCCCCAAAGCCGACAGUCAACACCAACAAAUUCCGAUUACCCGACUGCUACAGCGUAACAAAUGUGCAGCCGAUAGAAACCAAGAUACAGAGUUUCAACGAGGAAACGCUGUUUUGGAUCUUCUAUAGCUGUCCCUUGGAUGCCAAGCAGCAGAUGGCUGCGGUAGAAUUGCAUUCCAGAAACUGGAGAUGGCAUAAAAAGUUGCAGGUUUGGUUGACCAAGGAUGAGCACAUGACUCCUCAGAUCCUAAGCCCCAACCACGAGCGAGGAUACUACAUUGUAUGGGAUACUGCCACUUGGCGAAAGGAUCGGAGAGAGUUUACGCUGCAUUAUGGAGAUCUGGAUACCUCCUUAGGACAACCGCCGCCAGUGUUGUCAUAAAGGUCUAUUGAAUGUUUGAGGGGGCUUCGUCGUCCUCUUUUUUUUAGCCCAAGGAUGGUUUGCUUGCUUGCUGAUUAGGGACGCGAAAGCUUAGUCGAGCUGCUUAAUCGUUUUGGCGUUUCAGCCAUUAGGAACAAGGAUCGAGGAAUUAUUAUUGCUUUUAUAGGAAUGGGUUCGGUUACAAGACGGUCCUGGAAUGCAGAGUCGGUUUUCAAAGGCAGGCCUAGAUUACUAUCUAGCUUGCGAUGGUUAACAUGGGUUGCAUUACGAUUCAAUGAGAACAGGCUGGCCGGAAAGUAUGUGCUACCGGCUGGCAUAUCCUUGAUUUAU
Trichoderma atroviride IMI 206040 is the source of this 2862-nucleotide messenger RNA. Lineage: Eukaryota; Fungi; Ascomycota; Sordariomycetes; Hypocreales; Hypocreaceae. The record is from RefSeq and is a predicted model, not a curated record.